AUUCUCUGCUGGUUACAUUAUCAUUGACGCUCGUUUGACCUUCUCAAUUCGAAACGUAGCAAUCAUGUCUCUCCAAGACGUGUACCAGAAAUUCCUUUCUGACCCCAGGUCUGCUUCCCUGGCUUCCGAUAUUGCGCUGAUCUAUAUCACCACGACCACCAGGAUUGAUGGCGCCGAGGCCGUGGUCAAGCACCUCGCCAGACAGGAUCAUAUCCUCAAAAGAAAGUCCCAGCAGGUGAUUGAUACGGUCGAAGGCUUGAACUCCCUGUCUCUAGAUGUAGACACCACCGUGGAAUUUGUCUCUGGUGGCGGACCGUAUCUCCCCGCGCUGGACGAUAACUUCCUGUCCGACCGCAUUGCGACUUUCCCCACGGUUCAUAUCGUUCGUUUCAACUCCCAGAACCAAAUUCAGCAGGUUAAGGUCUACUGGGACCAAGCGUCGCUUUUGAAACAGGUCGAAGUGAUCGGCUCGCGCAGUCGCGGUUGGCCCAUUCGCGAUGCAAAAGAUCAGGUUAGAUUGAUCAAGACCGCCGCUUCCUCCGCGCCGGUGGAUAAUGCCCCAGCGCCCGUGCCCACGCCCGCGCCCGCGAACAAGCCCGAAGAGAAUGGCGACACAUACGACAAAGUUAUUUCUCCUAAGAGACGCAUCAAGGACCCGUACGCGGCAGAGUCUCUGGAAGAACUUCUCUCCCCUGGCAAGGACCGAGCGGAACCAGUGCGUGCCCCUCGUGCUCCAGCAUCCGCUAAGCCUCCCCAGCGCGAUCUGGGUGAGCUCUUCGGAAAUCACGAUGAUAUCGAUAUUCCUGGACCAUCCUCCUCCAGCGCCACGCCGGUCGCUCCCAAGGUCGGUGCGGGUAAGAACUACCGGGCUUCGCGCAUCUUUGAUGAUGACGAGACCGUCGCUGCCCAAGACAAGCCCCAGCCGAUCGCUUACAGGGCUCACCCCAAGCGCUUCGAUCAUUUUGAGCUGGGCGCGGACAACAGUAACCGUGAGAUUAAACCGAAGGUCUCGCGCCCAGUGUCGAGCCAGGGCAAGGGAGCCCAGUGGAAAUUUGAGGACUUCUCGACUCCUGAGAAGCCUACACGCCAGCUCCGGGGCCAAGAGCUUCGUAGUUUCGGUAUCAGCGACGAGGAGCCAGAGACACCCUCAGCCAAGCCUCGCGUCCAAAGCCGCCGUGAUGCGGAAACCCACUUCAAGUUGACAGAUGAUACCGGCGAUCAGAGUUCAGGCCGAAUAAUCAGUUCGUUUCAGAACAAGGGCCUCAGCCUUUACAAGAACCACCUGUUCGGCGAUGAAGACGAGCCCGCCAAGCCGUCGUCCCAGGAUAAGUCCGUAGCCCAGAAAGGCCCAUCCCGCAAUAAGGACCUCGAGACUCACUGGACCAUCACAGAUGAAUCACCAGCGAAAAGCAAGGCCGACGAGAACAAGAAGCCCAUCGCGGCGGACCGACAGCGGGCAGUCAAAAUGUUGGAGCCGUCAUGGGAAUCCUAUGAUCAAUCUCCGCAGCCGAGCAAGACCGUUCGUCCUCCUCCACAGCGCCGCCAAUUGCGAAGUGUCAACGAGAGAAGCUGGAGCCUUGGCCAUAAUGAGUGA
Molecule: messenger RNA, 1594 nt
Organism: Aspergillus nomiae NRRL 13137
Lineage: Eukaryota; Fungi; Ascomycota; Eurotiomycetes; Eurotiales; Aspergillaceae
Exons: 2
Source: RefSeq, a predicted model, not a curated record